Molecule: messenger RNA, 2751 nt
Organism: Acipenser ruthenus (sterlet)
Lineage: Eukaryota; Metazoa; Chordata; Actinopteri; Acipenseriformes; Acipenseridae
Gene: edn2
Product: endothelin 2
Exons: 5
Coding region: 102-638 (178 amino acids)
Biological process (GO): regulation of systemic arterial blood pressure by endothelin; regulation of vasoconstriction; vein smooth muscle contraction
Cellular component (GO): extracellular region
Molecular function (GO): hormone activity; endothelin B receptor binding
Source: RefSeq, a predicted model, not a curated record
CAGAGCACAGAAGACAUACCUGCCUGCCUGCCUGCCUGCCUGCCUGUCUGCCUGCCUGCCCACACAGAGAGGAUUUUACUAAAGCUACAGGAGGAGAAGUGAUGGCUCUGUCCCUCAGUGGAUUACUGGCCCUGGCUGUCACCUGGCUCUGUGUGUCCCUUGAUGAAGGAAUGGGACUCCCCCUAUCGGACUCCUCGCACCCGAGUCUCGGAGCAGCGCCCCGGCUCAGGGUGAAGCGUUGCUCCUGCAACAACUGGCAUGACAAGGAGUGCAUCUACUUCUGCCAUCUGGAUAUCAUCUGGAUCAACACCCCGGGUAAGACCACUCUCUACGGUCUGGGGAGCCCCCUGUCUCGCAGGAGGAGGUCACUGGGACGCUGUCAGUGUUCCCAUUCCAAGGACCAGUCCUGCGCCCGGUUCUGCUACAGGAGCCCCCGCGAUGUCAUUCAGCAGUUUUUGAACACGGCUGCCGGUUCACACGGCAGCAGAGACACACAGAGACAGAGCUCACGCCUGCUGCGUGCUUUCAGGAAUGCUGCUUUGGCCAACACCAGGGCCGCACAGCAGAGCGUCUCAGACAAGGAGAAACCCCUGAACCCUUCAUUGUGGAACAAGAUUCACAAGACACGCAUGAGAUAGAAAGACCACAGCAAAGAUAGAGAACUAAACAGAAAAAACACACCAUCAAAGUGAGGCCAGCGGGCUUCUGGGCUUCUGUGGUUCCUGCCUUUAGCCCCUUAGCUUCGAGAGAGGAGGAGUCUGCUAUACAGUGUCACAAACUGAUGGACUAGCCAAUAGAAAAGUAUUUCAAAUGUGCCCAGCUAGUCAGCUGGGACUCCAGGCUUGAAAACAGGAUAACUCCAUACUAUGCAUCAUCCAGUACUGUCCAGUAAUGAAUCUGUACAACUCUGGAGAACCAGGACUGCUCUGGACACUUUGGUACUCAUUUCUGAGUUAGAGACAUUUGGACUGUGUCUGUCAUUUCAACCCUCGGAAAGGUUUGUGGGAGAUUUAAUAUAGGACUGGGUCUGUCAUUUCAACAAAAACAAAAUCAGAACUGAUUUCAGACACACAAAAGAGGUGCUGGAAUUAGUCUUUUAAGAUAGACUCCUCUUGAGUAGCAUGCUGGGGUAUAUUUGUUGGUAGUAAUUAAGGGUUAAAACGAGUGAUGUUAGCCACUGAAAUGUGUGGCUCCAUAAAGUCUGUACAGACAGUAUUCUAUGCUUGUAAUGGAUUCGACAUUUGCAGCCAUUCUGUUUGAUAGUCUUUAUACCAGGGUCAUGACACUGACCGCACUCUGAGGUAUAUGGACCAAUCAGCCUGCAGGUUACAGGAACAGCAGAAAGAAGUACUACUAUUGGAAACGUCCUCCUGGCUGAUUUGAUCAUAGAGAACAUCUUUUAUUAGAACGCAUUGACAGGCAACAGGACACAGGCAAGGUCCUUGCACUUGAGAGAUCCUUCAGUAAAUGUUAAACAGCUGCUGUCCCUCCACUGAGUCAUAGCAGUACAACAUAUUCCUGCUCAUGCAGAAGCACAAACAGCAUUCACUUGAAGAUCUGCUUGUGCUCUGUGGCUGCAUUUCCUUCCUGUCUAAACACUGUUUGUGUUUGCAAGUGCAGGGAUGGAAAUAACAGUCCUAGUGCAUAGCAGUUUCACUCACUCCAGGUUUAUUCAAGCUUGAUUAGCCAUGGUGUAUAGGUAAGAAGAACAGGAAUGGAUCAAACUUUAUACCCAUUACCUUUGCACUGGACUCUAUCCAUAAAUAAUGUUGUUAAGUGUUUUGCAGAUGCAUUUACUGUAACAACAAUACUGACUACCUGCAGCGCAGCGCUCUUAAGCAUAAAGCUAUCAUACUUGUAACCUGGCCAGACCCUUCUGCACCCUCAGCCCAGCACAAUGGCCAAGCUGCUGAGUGAAAUCAAAGGCCUUUGUUAUGCCGGAACGACUUUCUGUAUGGUUACAGCUUUUUAAUUGUUUCAGACGCCAAGUAGUUUGAAUGGCACUAACUUUUGCCAAGAGUUGUUUGUUUAAUUGUUCUAGACAUAUGGAAAAGAGAUGUAUAAGAGACAGAUGAAGGCUUAGGGUUAGGGUUAGUUCUAGAUAUAUGGAAAAGAGAUGUCUAACAGAAAUAUGAAGGUCUUUUUAAAAUGGGGUGGGGGGGGGGGGGGGGGUAGUCUUUCUCAGAGGAGGGCAGACCUAUGUGGCGAGCUUGGAAAAUCUUGCCUUUAAUCUGACAGCUAUUCGUUAAUCGCAGCCCAGAUCAGGGACAGGGAAAUGGUGGGGGUUGGGGGGGUCGACCUCAACCGUGUUCAGAUGCAGGGUUGUGUAAAUAACCCAUUGUUCAAUCUCUGUUUAAUAUUAAUGUCAUUGUAUUCCAAACAAUGGUUUAAAUAUUAACAAAAUGAAGUUCUGCUGAUAUUUAUUUAAUUUAUAAUACCAGUUAUUGUUAUUUUAUUUAAUUGUAUACAUAAUAUCGAGAAGGUAUUUCAUAUUAUAAAUGUUGUAUUCAAAUGAAAAAUAACAAAUGAAAAAACAUUAAUAAAAGAUUAGCUGUUCAAGAGGUGAGUGUGUUUAUUAAUGAAAGAUUAGCUGUUCAAGAGGUGAGUGUGUUUAUUAAUAAAAGAUUAGCUGUUCAAGAGGUGAAUGUGUUUAUUAAUGAAAGAUGAGCUGUUCAAGAGGUGAAUGUGUUUAUUUAUAAAAGAUUAGCUGUUCAAGAGGUGAGUGUGUUUAUUAAUGAAAGAUUAGCUGUU